This is a messenger RNA of Orbilia oligospora ATCC 24927, 240 nucleotides long. RefSeq lists its product as uncharacterized. The coding region runs from base 1 to 240 and encodes 79 amino acids. The transcript is spliced from 2 exons. The record is from RefSeq and is a predicted model, not a curated record. NCBI's taxonomy places the organism in Eukaryota, Fungi, Ascomycota, Orbiliomycetes, Orbiliales, Orbiliaceae.
AUGUCUUCGCAUCUAUCACCAUUCGGUGGUAAAAACCCUGACGACCUCCUCGCCCCAUCCCCAACUCCGACCCACACCGCCGAUCACCAUGCAGCAACCGCCGCUAGAGAUCCGACCAAGAAGCACGAGCCAAGUUCUUCGUAUCUGAAAGAUCUAAAUCUAGUUGCUGAAGCUGCAAGACGGGCACAGAAUGCUCUGCUAGCUAGGGAUUUUGAGAAUUGUUCUAUAGACAAGCGGUAG